Messenger RNA from Suhomyces tanzawaensis NRRL Y-17324, 2031 nucleotides. RefSeq names its product Ncp1p (gene NCP1). Gene Ontology annotation, cellular component: cytosol. Bases 1 to 2031 code for a protein of 676 amino acids. Gene Ontology annotation, molecular function: flavin adenine dinucleotide binding; FMN binding; NADPH-hemoprotein reductase activity. The transcript has a single exon. The record is from RefSeq and is a predicted model, not a curated record. Lineage: Eukaryota; Fungi; Ascomycota; Pichiomycetes; Serinales; Debaryomycetaceae.
AUGGCAUUGAACACUUUAGACUACUCCGUCUUGUUAGCAUUGGCCAUCGCCGUGGUGGCCUACUACGCCAAGUCCCACUUCUUCGCCAACGACGUGGGCUCCACCGGAUUCCUUCCAACAGACGCUGGAUCAUCUCGUAACAUCGUCUCCACGGUCAAGGACAACAACAAGAACGCUAUCGUGUUCUACGGGUCGCAGACAGGAACAGCCGAGGACUACGCGUCCAAGUUGCUGAAGGAAUUGAGCUCCAAGUUCGGGUUGAAGACCAUGACUGUGGACUUUGCAGACUACGACUUCGACAACUUCGACGAGCUCGACCCCGACGUGUUGUGCUUCUUCUUGAUGGCCACCUACGGCGAGGGGGAGCCUACAGACAACGCCAACGACUUCAUCGCCUGGUUAGACGACGAGGCAGACACCUUGAGCAACCUCAAGUACACGGUGUUCGGGUUGGGCAACUCCACCUACGAGUUCUACAACGCCAUCGGCAAGAAGAUCGACCAGAAAUUGGAGGAGAAGGGUGGAGAGAGAUUCGCCGAGUACGGCGAGGGUGACGACGGUGUGGGAACCAUGGACGAAGACUACUUCACCUGGAAGGACAAGUUGAUCGACUCGUUGAAAAACAACUUGAACUUCGAGGAACACGAAAUGAAGUACGAGCCCAGCUUGGAACUCUCGGAAAGCUACUUGACCGUCGACGAUCCCUCGGUCUCUCUUGGUGAACCCAACACCAAAUACGUCUUGGGAACCUCCGACUUGACCAAGGGCCCUUUCGACAACGCCCACCCAUACUUGGCCCAAGUCAAGCACACCCAGGAAUUGUUCAACUCUAAGUCCAGAUCCUGUGUCCAUGCCGAGUUUGACAUCUCCCCUUCAAACUUGAGAUACUCCACCGGUGACCAUUUGGCGGUGUGGCCUUCCAACUCCAACGAAAACGUGGAAACUUUCGCCAAGGCCUUUGGCUUGGCCGACAAGUUAGACGACGUGUUUGAAUUGAAGUCCUUGGACUCCACCGUCUCCCUUCCUUUCCAUACACCUAUCACAUACGGUGCUGUUCUUAGACAUCACUUGGAAAUCUCCGGUCCGGUCUCCAGACAGUUGUUCUUGGCUAUUGCCGGUUUUGCACCCAAUGAUGCUACCAAGAAGUCCAUCCUCGAGCUCGGUAACGAUAAGGUUGCUUUCGCAGACAAGAUCCAUCAUCACAAAUACAACAUUGCUGACGCUUUGUUGGCUGUUUCCAAAGGUGAAGCUUGGUCAGAUGUUCCUUUCGAGUUUAUCAUCGAGUUUGUUUCUCACUUACAACCUCGUUACUACUCUAUUUCCUCUUCAUCCUUGUCGGAGAAGACCACUAUUCAUGUAACUGCAGUUGUCGAGGCCGAGGAGGUUGAGGACCGUACUAUUUCUGGAGUGGUCACCAACUUAUUGAAGAACAUCGAGAUUGUGCAAAACAAGUCAAGCGAUAAACCUGCUGUUACAUAUGACUUAGACGGACCAAGAGGCAAGUAUGCCAAUUUCAAGGUUCCUGUUCACAUCAGAAGAUCUACUUUCAAGCUUCCAACUAGCUCCUCAGUUCCAGUGAUCAUGAUUGGUCCCGGAACCGGUGUGGCGCCUUUCAGAGGUUUUGUGAGAGAAAGAGUUGCACAGAAGAAGAACGACCUAAAGAUUGGCCCUACUGUGUUGUUCUACGGUUGCAGAAAUGAGACCGAGGAUUUCUUGUACAAGAAUGAAUGGCCUGAGUAUUCUAAGGAAUUGGGUUCUGCCUUGGAAAUUCACACUGCAUUCUCUAGACAAGACCCAAGCAAGAAGGUCUACGUCCAACACAAAUUAUUAGAACAGGCAUCCAAGAUCAACCAAUUAAUUGCAGAUGGUGCAUUCAUAUAUGUUUGUGGUGAUGCUUCUAGAAUGGCCAGAGACGUUCAAAACACGUUAGUCAAGAUCUUGGCCGCGGAAAGAAAUAUUGAUGAAGAAAGAGCUGCCGAGUUGGUCCGGGCCUUCAAGGUUCAAAACAGGUACCAAGAGGAUGUCUGGUAA